CAUCAGGGAUGCAGUACUGGUCUUCCUUGGUCAUCCAAAAUCUUAGUCAUUCCCAUUAAUCAUGUGGCUUCGACAAGAGUACAAACCUGAAAAACAAAGGUUCGAAAAUCCAUUUGAACUUGAAGUUGACAGGGGUUCUGACGCUGAUCGAUCAGGAGAAGGGGACAACGAACUCUACAAUUGCAUGCCUCUCAUGAAACUUCGACAGAGCUACACAGCUCUUGGAACAACUGUUUGGGAUGGAAGUAUUGCACUCGCUAAGAUGUUCGAUAAUCGAGAUAUAUUUCCUUUACACUAUUUACAGGAAUGCCGAGUUUUAGAGCUUGGAGCUGGCUGCGGUUUAGUGGGAAUUUAUUUGUGUUUGUUAGGUGCGAAAAUGACCGUUCUAACUGAUCAGAAAUGUUGUGUAAAAACUCUUAAAGACAACGUGGCAGCAAAUGUGACUGGAGUUGGUCGGAGUAGAAUCAAGGUUGUGGAAUAUUGUUGGGGGAAAAGCACAGAAGAUUUGACAAAAGAUGGUCUGUUUCAUCUCAUUCUCGCUGCAGAAUGUCUUUAUUCAGCGGACGACUCUGUGCUUCUCGCUCAGUGCAUCACAAAAUUAGCAAAACCUGGUUCACGUAUUUACGUAUCAAUGGGAAGGAAUCGUGGAGGCGAGGAAGCAUUUGUGAAAACGAUGGCAGAUCAAGGUUAUGACUGCCACAAGGUCCCUAAAAAUGAACUUCACCCAAAAUACCAGGAUGAUGUAAUAAAAAUUUUGGAGUUCAAACUGAAAGUUUGACUUGCUAACUAAUAAAAGUAACUGAAAAAAGUUAAAGUUGUGUUACCGUUAAUACAGAAUCCCUGAAGGUUACAAGUCC
Pocillopora verrucosa is the source of this 857-nucleotide messenger RNA. Lineage: Eukaryota; Metazoa; Cnidaria; Anthozoa; Scleractinia; Pocilloporidae. The record is from RefSeq and is a predicted model, not a curated record.